GGCUGGGUCUGCGCGCCGCACCCCCUCCGCCGGAACCUGGUUUAACUGUGUCUUUUUCUAAGGUUUUCCUCCUGCUGUUUUUGGCUUUAAAACUCCUUUUGCAAGACCUGUACGUUUAAGAAGUAUUGAUUCUGCAGAACAGCUUGGCUUAACCUCAGGUGGUACCAGGUUCCCGGGAAGGAGCUGUCGCCCGGCGGGCAGGCGCCUUCGCCGAGUCAGCUGCGGAACCCGGGCGGUGGGCGGUGACCGUCCUCCCGACGCCGCGCCUGCUCCCGGCCGCCUCCGUUAGCCUCGUUCCGAGCCCGGAAGGCGAAGCCUUUCGGUGAAGUUCGCGGACUCAUGGGCUCCCAGGUGGGUCCGAUUCCGGUGCAUGUCAUGGCCGGUUUUGAAGAUGAUGACACGGAAGAGACAGUAACUUGUCUCCGGAUGACCCUUUACCAUCCUGCCCAGAUGCAAGGUGGAAUAUUUCAAUCAAUAAGAUUUUAUAACCGGGAGAAACUGCCCUCCGGUGAAGUGGUGAAAUUUGGCCGAAACACCAGCAUCUGUCGUUAUAUCUUUCAAGACAAACAGGUUUCCCGAGUUCAGUUUGCUCUGCAGCUGUUUAAAGAUUUCAAUAGCUCAGUUCUGUCUUUUGAAAUUAAAAAUAUGAGUAAGAAGGCAAGUCUGAUUGUGGACAACCAAGAGCUGGGCUACCUAAACAAAGCGAAGCUGCCGUACAGGUGCAUGGUCAGAUUCGGUGACUAUCAGUUCCUCAUGGAGAAGGAAGAUGGCGAGUCAUUGGAUUUUUUCGAGACUCAAUUUAUUUUGUCUCCAAGGCCACUGUUACAAGAAAACAUCCUUGCAGUGAUGAGUCCUGUACCUGAGAAUGGCCAUUUUACCACCCGAAGCACUUCUCCUACAGAAAUGGAUGAAAAUGAAUCAUGAACACAGAGGGCUAAGAAGAGAAUUGCGGAGGCCGAAGAGCCCUGUAGACACUUUGUAGACACUCUCUUUAUUCAGAGUUUAUUAGUGUAGUAGGGAAAGCCUCAAACUCCCUGUUAUGCUGGCAGAUCUAGGAUUUGCUAUAUCAUUUUGAAGUCUGUGAAUUGUGUUAGUCAAUAACUUAAGUCACCUGUUGCAUUCCAGACCUGUGAAGAAUUACUUUAAGUGUACAGCUGUGAGGGCUAAUGUACAAAAUCUCCUUUGUGAUGAAGGAAUUGUAUUCUUUUUUUUAUCCUUGAUUAUAGCUCUGUGGUUUAGUUUUGUAAGAAACCACACCUUGGUUUGGUCAUGUAAUUUUAACCCUUUGUUUUCAUAUAAAAACAGCAGGCCUUUGUUUUCAAGGUCAAGACUCUGAGAAGGUUGUUACUGGUGUUUGCAGCCUGUUGGUUAUUGUAGUGCCAGGGUACUGGAACACAGCGUGAUGCAUUCUAGAGUAGUCUGUGUGUCAUUGUGGUUUUAAUAUGGAAAGACUUAUUUGAGAAAUAAUAUUUUUAUUUUUUUAUGAUUUUCUUUAUAUGGAAUAAUAGAGUGGUUUUUCCCAGUACAACAGUUCUCCUUAUGUCAAUUCAGCAUCUAAAACAUUUGAACACUUAAAUAUUUUAAAGAACCAUUGUGUUUAGAAUUUGUUUUUUUGUAUUCUUACCAAAUUUUAAAAGUUUGAUUUUUAUGUACUAAACAUAAUUUUAAAAUGCCAUAAAUGCAAUUUUUAACAGCAUCUAUGAAGUCAAAGUUUAAUUCCCUAACCAUUUGCUCUGGAACUGUUUCUACAGGAAAGGAAGAAUUGUUACCCCUCUAUAUAGUCAGAAUCGACUUGACGACAACUGGUUUAUAUAAGUAAAUGUGUAAUGUGAACAUUUAUAAUAAAUACUUAAAUAUUUCUGAUGUCAGUUUUGGUUUCAAAAAAGCUAUCUUUAUUUAAAAGAUUUUCAUUCACUUUAUUUUAGGGCUCCGUAUUUUAAGUAGGUAGUUAAAACAAAACAAAACAAAAUUAAAAAAAAAAUAGCUGCCUAGACUACUUACCUGAGACGUAUAGUUCAGGCUGGGGUUGUCUUGUCCCCUCCCAUCAGCUGUUUAAGCCUGUCCAUAGAAGUGCUCAUUUGCCCCUAUGACUUGGGGGUGAUAGAGAGUAUGAAGAGUUCAUUCAAGAUUCAGUGGAAGCCUGUGUAUAGGAUAAGAGGCCCCAGUAUGAUUUACCUGCCAAGAACGCCCUGGCCUCUUGACUCUGGAAUCUGUCCCCUGGGCAGGUUUCAGCUUUCGUGAGGGUCUCAUAGGCAAGGCAGCUUUUCUGUGCUGUCCAACAUUUUCUGAUGACAGUGGCAGCCCAUGCAUGUAGGCUGAGUCUAGGAUGGUAUGUGAAUCUCCAUGGGCUGUCCUCUCUUAAAUCCAGGAGGUGGUCGGUUGCACACGUCUUUGCUCUGGAGCAGAAGAUGAUUCAGCCUCUGCAGUCAGUUGGCAAGAACGGUCUGCUCAUUGGUUGUUUUCCUGUCUCAGCAUUGGGUCUUUCUGGUGACCAUCCACAUAAGUAACAAAAACUUAUCAGGAACAGAACUGAUUUUUUUUGUUGUUCUUCUGAUGUCUCCAUAGGGGCUUACUUUAUAUGUCAUUCUGAGGGUUGUCAGUGGACAGAUUGAAUGGUCAGGCUAUUAGCUAUAGCCCAUGUCACAGCUUCCAUGUGCCCCACUAAAAGAUAGCCCUAAUGGCAGCAAUUCCCAUCAGGACUUGGAGGUAAAAGUUUACAAAGGUGUACUUUAGUAUAUCAACAUCAUCAAUACUUAUAAUAGGGGCUUGUAGGGGCCCUGAAGGGACUUAUCCAUAGUCAGGCUUGAGCAAGAGUGUCGAUGAUGAUGACCUCAAACCCAAAAGUUUUCCUCGUUUUGGUGCCAGGUGUUAUGGAGAUCACAGUCACCUGUGCAAUGGUAUCUAAAAACCUAAGACAUACAAUUCUUUUCAUUUCUUCAUUGAACUUUAAUUGUAUCAUAAGGCCUUUGGUCCUAGGUGACAGAGGGUCCUAGGGUUAAUCCUCGUUCUUAGUUAUUUUGGAAAGUCGGAAGUUCUGGGCGAAGUUGGCAGAGCCUUCCAUCAUUUCUCGAGCCAUGCCUCCACCACACCAAGUAAAAGCAUGGGUGCAGCCCAGUUGCCUGGUAACAUGGAGCCUGUCUGUCUUAGUCAUCUAGUGCUGCUAUAACAGAAAUACCGCAAGUGGAUGGCUUUAACAAAGAGAAAUUUAUUUUCUCAGUCUAGUAGGUUACAAGUCCAAAUUCAGGGCUUCGGCUCCAGGGGAAGGCUCUCUCUCUCUGUCGGCUCUGGAGGAAGGUCAUUGUUCUCAAUCUUCCCCUGGUUGAGGAGCUUCUCUGGCACAGGGAUCCCAUGUCCAAAGGACACACUCUGCUUCUGGUGCUGCUUUCUUGGUGGUAUGAGGCCCCCAACUCUCUGCUUGCUUCCCUUUCCUUUUAUGUCUUGAGAGAUAAAAGGUGGCAACAGGGUACACCCCAGGGAAACUCCCUUUUGGAUCAGGGAGGUGACCUGAGUAAUCCUUCUAACCACAGGCAGAGAUUAUGAUUUAUAACACAUAGGAAAAUCAUAUAAUGGAGGACAAUUACACAUGGUCUCAAACUGACACAUAUUUUUGGGGACACAAUUCAAUCCAUUACACCGUUCCUCCUACUUUAGUUUUCCCCUUGCUAUUGCAGCUCCAACUGUGUUGCUGCUUGAUUAUCUCGGCAGAGGCAGUUAUCAGAGAAUUCCAGAGAGGGCCUCCAAGGUCUCUCCAAGGCUACUCAACACACGCUUUCUUGAAGGGCUUUUUACUCCUUUUUUUUGUUCCUGCUGUUUUAACUCUUGCUUUAUGCUAGGUAUUACAGGGUGUUCUCAGCACCAGGGCCCUGCUUAGCUUCUCCAAUUAUCUCCAGUCCCAUUGUUGGAGGGCGUCGAGCAAUGGCUAGGGAAGUGUUCCCCUAGUUUUUGAAUCCCCCAUCUGUACAAACCUUUGGGUGAGUAUUUCUUCUGGCUUAUCCCGUUCGUGGACGUGGCUGCUUAAUAUGUCAGUUGUGGCCACACACAAUUGCCACAAAUCCCUUUCCAACCAUAAUUCUUUUUGCAAAGCUCUUAUGCACACAUUAGCAACUAGCUGGGCUUUGAUGGCCAGCCAAACAGCCCAGAGCAGCGGCCACGGCUGUUAUUGCUCUUCUGGCUUCAUUUCUACAAUUAUGAAGUUACGUGUCUGCUCACAACCAGGCUAUGCUGCUUGGCACUUUUGGAGCGUCCCCAUACUCAUGAGGCAAUCCACACACAUCAAGCAUAUGGGUCAGACCUCCCCAUAUGAAAGUCACUGGCCCACCUGGGAUUUCCCCCACAGAAAGCCAUACACACCAGACCUCUCCACGUGGAGGUCAUUAGUCAACCCAGAAUUUCCUCCACAGAGACCUUUCCACUUGCCAUUUCCUAGGUCUCCUGGGUGGCUUGCCAAUUGUCCAGGCAUGGACCAGUAACAAAAUUUGCCUCCCAAAAUCGGAGGGUGCCCAGAGACCAAAGAAAGAGGCGGGCAACUCCAAUGUGGCAGCAAAGGAGUUUAUUAGGGAGAUUUAUAGAUUUUUUUUUUUUUUAUAGAUGAGGCAAGUCCUGGUAGGCCACAGGACCAAAGCGGAUCUGCAGGCUCCGCAGUGAGAAGGCAGAGAUUUUAUAGUGGUGGCAGACAAUAGUGGCUACAAGCCAAGGGCUUACUUAAGAAUGACUCAGCAAAGUGUAGUGAACUAGCAGACUGUAUGAGGGUGCUCAUAUUCGGCCUUGCAAAGCCUGUUUCUCUUUCGAAUCUCAUAUACUGUAUGAUUAUAUAACCAUUUUCUAGAAAAUUUUGUUUUUCCUAUCUAACAUAUUUGGCUGACUUUGGGAGAAACCUUACUUUUAGGCUCUGACUGUAACAUGAGUGGUGCAAUUUGUUUGAAUGAGAGUGGGUUGGGGUAUAUAUUCACUUAAGCUUGAUCUUUUUAAAAUAAUACAUAAAUGAAUAAUAUAUAUGCCUUAUAGAAAGAUCAGCCAUUAUCCCACUGCCAAAAGGUAACUACUGCUACUCUUCUGUGCGUGUACAUGUGUAAAUGGAGGUUCAUGCUAACAGUCAUCCUGGGGCUUUUGGGUUGAAAGGCAGGUGUAUUUUCCUCUCUCUGAGGCUGAAAGGGGUUCAGGGCAUGACUGAAGGGUGGAACAAUCCCAGUGGUAAUAACAGUAAGCCAGUUGUGAAUGGCACCACUGAGUCUCUGCUUUGUGCUGGUUAGGGGCAGUGGCACCGCCAGAAGUGGAGAGAGCUUGCCUGCUUCUGUUUCAGCCAGCAGUUGGGGCGGUGUUUACAGGACACAUAAGUGCGCAUGUGAAGAGACACAAAAAAAUGCAGUAUGAAUGGGUCCAAAGUUAACUUUGGUUCUAUUUACCAAAACCCUGGUAGGGAGGCAAGAAACAAAGACAAAAGCCACACGCACGUGUUCAAGACAUUUUAACACACAGCAGCCACCCUUCCCACUAGUAAAUUGGUGCUUCCGGAUCUAACCUUUCCCCUCACUUUUGGUAUCCUCCAACCCCAGAGGAUCUACUAAUCCAAUUGGUUAUGUUAUUUUGUAAUCUCUCCCCUCUCCAUAUUCCAUAUUGUACUCCACCGUAAUUUGUUUAAUCUGCCACUAUUGACAUUUUAAAAAUAGUUAUUGCAGAGUAUAUAUAUAUUUUUUUAUAAAACAUAAAGAUGUGCAAAACAUAUGUUUAACAAAGGGUCUGUAUCCUGUAUCCAGAAUAUAUUCAAUGAAUCAAUAACAAUAAGAUAAGCGACCUAAUAAAGGAUGGGCAAAUAACUUCAAUCAUUACCUCAUAAGGGAAAAUAUACUGUUGUUAAUUUCCAUCAAGCCAGAUGUGACUUAUGACGACUUUAUGUAUAAUAGAAUGAAGCAUUGCCAAGUCCUGCAUCUUACUUAUGAUCGUUCAUAUGUUUGAGUCUAUCGUUUUGGCAAUGGAGAAAUAUACAAAUGGCCAAUAAGCACAUGGAAACAUGCUUAACACCAUUAGUUAUCAGGGAAACGCAAAUUAAAACUAUAAUAACGUUUCACACCUUCUGAGGCCGAUCUGGAAACCCUGGUGGCAUAGUGGUUAAGAGCUAUGGCUGCUAAUCAAAAGGUUGGAAGUCUGAACCCACCAGGUGCUCCUUGGAAACCCUAUGGGGCGGUUCUACUCUGUCCUAUAGUGUCACUAUGAGUUGGAAUCGAUUUGACAGCAGUGUUUUUUUUUUUUUUUAUGGCCAAUUAAAAAAAAAAAAAAAGUCAAAAUCUCCAGCCCCUAAGCUUCUAUUGACCACUCUGAAGCUUCCCCCCAAUGCUCCUCUGAUUCCUCAACUCUGCCCACCUUCUUCCCCAUCCCCUAAGACCAUUUCUCCAAGGAGUAGCCUCUACAUCUACUAUCAGAAUCUUGACACUUUUGAUGUCUUUGCAGAUUCGAGUAAGAAUGAUAACCUGAACCUCCACUCUUUCAACCUCUUUGCUGAUUCAAGUUAGAAUGACAACCUGCUUCUUGCUGGGAUUGAGGAUUGUACCCAUAGAAGAAUUCAACAGAGAAACAACAGGGAGGACCACUUCUACUGCCCAAAGGAUCACUGAUAAUGAUAAAAAGAAAUCCGCAAAGGCAUUUCAGAAGAAAUUUAUCUGUAAUUGUCCUACAAUUGAGCAUCCAGAAUAAGAAGCAAUUCAGCUACAGGGUAACCAGUGCAAAAGCAUAUUUUGAUUCCUUGGAGAGAUUGGACCAACUAAGAAUGACCAACUAAAAAUUCACAUGAUUUAAGUGCUUGUGACUCACUGAAGCUUAUGUUAGGAUUUCCUUGCAAGGAGUGGAAAAAUUCCCUUCUGUUCCUUGUCACGAGUUCAAAAUUUCACAGCUCAUAUAUUAUAACCUGCUAUUUUAACAUUCUUGAGGGCAAUGGUGGUUCAGUGGUAGAAUUCUUUUUUGCCAGACCAGUAAAUCUGGUCUUUUUCCUUGAAUUUCAGUUUUGUUCUACAUUUUUCUCUGCACUUUUCUCCCACUGUAUCUAGGACUCUCUGUUGUGAUCCCUCAGAGUGGUCAGUAGUGGUAGCCAGGCACCAUCUAGUUCUUCUAGGCAGUGGUAGAAUACUUGCCUUCCAUGUGGAAGUCUUGGGUUCGAUUCCUGGCCAACUCAUGCGUAGCCACCAUUCAUCUCUCAGUAGAGGCUUAUGUGUUGCUAUGAUGCUGAACAAGUUCCAGUGCAGUUUCCAGGCUAAGUUGGACUAGGAAGAAAAGCCUGGUGAUCUACUUCUGAAAAUCAACCAAUGAAAGCCCUAUGGAUCGCAAUGGUCAAACCUGCAACCCAUCAUAGGGAUGGCUCAGGACUGGCCAGUGUUUUGUUCUGUUGUGCGUGGGGUCGCCAUGAGUCAGUGGCCAACUUGAUGGUAGCUAACAACAAUUUUAACAUGGACUAGUAUAACUCAGUCAUGUAAUAAAGUGGGGAAACAAGCCAUGCUUUGUAGUCUUAAAGCCCUUAAAUGAAAUGCAGUAACGCCUUAGGUGCUUGGACAGUGUCCGUCUGAAACAGAGCAAUAACAGCAUGUUUUAGCCAAACCCAGAGCCCCAAGAUCCCAGAUGGCUAUGUCUGCUGAGAGGCUCCCCGGCCCAUUGUCUGCGGAGUUUAAAAGAAUGCCACCAUCAGGCCUUGGUGAAGCUGAGAGGAGAACACGGGGUAACACAGUCACCACUCAGCUGUACCACAAGAGGGGCCUUUUGAAGCAAAAGGAAGAUCUCUUGGUGUCUCAAAACUGACCAUGUUAGCAGAACUUAGAGAGGCAGUAUUCCUUGUACUGAGAUGGCAGUAGACCAUCUGACUUGCCAUCAAGGUCUUUGUUUUUAUUUGGCCAGAUAUAGUAUCCUGCCUAAGGGAUGUCCAAACAAAAAACACCAGAAUGUGAGGCCAAACUUUGAUCAAUGUUAAACUUUGACAAAGGAAAAAUGGCAAAUAAUGUAUUAAUCAUGUGGUUAGCUAUGGAGCUUGCAAAUUAGUAAUAACAGUUGCCCAAUUCCAUGUGAUGUAACAUUUGGGUUUCAUUAAUACUAUAUAUUAUGUAAUAUAUUUAAACUUCUAUAUAAAGAAAACUUUUUCAGAACAGCAAAAACACACCGUAAUACCAGUUUUUAGUGACAAUUCGGAGCAAAUUGAACUGUAAUAUAUUGCUGGUAAGAGAAUAAAAUGGUAAAAACACACACACAUAUUUUGGAAAACUGAAAGUCUCUUAUAAAGUUAAACAAACACUGUAUAUGCCAGCAAUCACACUUCUAGGUAUUUACCCAAGAGAAGUGAAAACGUAUGUCCACAAAAAGAGUUGUACAAGAAUGUUCAUAGCAGCUUUUUUAUUCAUAAAAGCUUAAAGCUGGAAAUAACUUUAAUUUCCAUCAACAGGAGACUGGAUAAGCAAAUUGUGGUCUUAUUCAUACAAUGGAAUACUACUCAGCAAUCAAAAUGAAUGGAUUACUGGUACACUGCACAAUAAGUAGGAACAUUUCAGAACUAUGCUGAUUAAAAGAUAUCAGACACAAAAGAGAUAUGAUUCUGUUUAGAUGAAAUUACAAGAACAGGCAAAACUAAUUUAUAGUGAUAGAAAUCAGAGUAGUAGUAGACUUUUGGAGGGUAUUGACUGGGAAGGGGCAUGAAGGAACUUUCAUGGGUGAUAGAAAUGUAUGUUUUGAUUUAGAUGAUGGUCCCAUGGGUGUACACAUUCAACAAAUCUCAUUGAACUGUAUACAUCUAAUAUCUGUGAAUUUUAUUGUGCAUAAAACAUAUCUCAAAAAAAUAUUGCAAAUGUUGAUUUUCAGGCUCUACGUACUAUGCUUCUUCGCUCGAGAUUGCUUGUCAAUCUAGUUGUUGUAAAAACUUGCCAACUGCCCUGAAUGAGAAAACAUAUAUAACGUAAGUUUCUAAGAAUAGGAAUCACUACCUGUCAGUUUGUCACACUGUGGUGGCUUGUGUGUUGCUAUGACACAGGAAAGCUAUGCCACUGGUAUUUCAAAUACCAGCAUGGUCAUCCAUGGUGGAAAGGUUUCGGUGGAGCUUCUAGACCAGGACAGGCUACAAAGAAAGGCCUGACAUCUGUUUCCAAAAAUUAGUCAAUGGAAACUCUAUGGAUCACAGUAGAAUAUUGUCUGAUAUAGUGCUGGAAGAUGAACCCCUUAGGUUGGAAGCACUCAAAAUACACAGUGGGCACAACAAUGGACUCAAGCAUACCAAUGAUCAUGAAGAUGGUGCAGGACCAGGCAACAUUCCAUUUUGUCGUACAUGGGUCACCAUGAGUCAGAACCGACUGGACAGCAAUUAACAACAAGAAUAGAAAGUUGGCCUUAGGUGGCAGAGAUUGGAAAUGAAGUCCUGAUAAGGGAGAAGACAUCUUGGUGACUGCCUUGAGGCAGAAGAACAAAGAGGCAAUUGUGAUGUCACAGCAGCACCAAAAGAGUUAGCAGAAGGAAGUCUUCUGGUUUUUUAUCUUGUACUGAACUAGCAGGAGCAAACCUAUGCUCAAAUCACUUGUGGGUCAGAGAUUAUAGACAAAAGGGAUUUGAACAGUUUGGUUCUAAGAUUUUUGGGUCACUCAGCAUGGCACAGUGGUCCUGUCACUGGGUUAGCAUAAUCUAUGAUUAUUUAUUUAGAUAUAAAUUGGCCGAAGUAAAACUAUUGGACCAAAGAUAUGCACAUUCUUAAGGCUCUUGAUACAUGUUGUAUAUUGCCUUUCAAGAAAAAUUGUUCCAAUUUGCCCCCUUAUAAGUAUGAUUAGAGAAUGUUUUCUCACAUCCUCACUAACACUGGGUUUUUAUUUUUAAAGCUUUGCUAAUCUGGCAAAAUUGACAUCUUUUAAUUUGCAUUUCUUAUAUGCCUGUUGAGGUUUUGUAUCUCACCUUGUCUAUCAGCCAUUGCAUGGUGUCUUAGUCAUCUAGUGCUGCCAUAACAGAAAUACCACAAGCGGAUGGCUUUAACAAAGGGAAAUUUAUUUUCUCACAGCCUAGUAGGUUACAAGUCCAAAUUCAGGGCAUCAGCUACAGGGGAAGGCUCCUUCUCUGGAGCAAGGUCCUUGUCCUCAACCUUCCCAUGGUUGAGGAGCUUCCAAGGCGCAGGGACCCCGUGCCCAAAGGACGCGCUCUGCUCCUGGUGCUGCUUUCUUGGUGUUAUGAGGUCCCCGACUCUCUGCUUGCUUCCUUUUCCUUUUAUCUCUUGAGAGAUAAAAGUUGGUACAGGCCACACACCAGGGAAACUCCCUUUACCUUGGAUCAGGGAGGUGACCUGAGUAAGGGUGGUGUUACAAUCCCACCCAAAUCCUUUUUAAUGCAAAAUUACAAUCACAAAAUGAAGGACAACCACAGAAUACUGGGAAUCAUGGCACAGCCAAAUUGAUACAUAUUUUUGGGAGACUCAAGUCAAUCUAUUACACCUGGUCUUCAAGGAGAUAGUAGAAAGGAAGCACAUAUCUGGCUUUUCACCUUCUAUAAUGGAAAGUGGGGAAUAUUCCAAACAUAGGAAGGGGUUUCAGAUUCUAGGUAGCUGGCAAAUUACAAAUGUGUACCACAAUGCUCUUAGACAAUUUUUAUAUUAGCAUUGUCUUUUUCUAAUUGAUCUUAAAGUUAUUUUUAAGACUAUCAACCAUCUAUUGGCUUUGCUUACUAUAAAAAAUUUUUCUUUUCUUAUUUUCAGUAAAAUAUGAUCAUAUUUUCUAUUUCUGAUUAUACUAUUGAUAUCAUUCUUAGAAAGACUUUUCCCCUUCCAAGAUUAUAUUAAUGCUUACUUUGUUUUCAUUUGCAUUUCCUGAAUUACCAAUGAGGUGAUACAGAUUUUAAUUUUUUUUUUCCCUUAUAUUUCUGUGAAUUGCAUGUUAAUAUUCAUAGGCAUUUUUCUGUAUUUCUAUUGGGCUAUCUCUUUUUCUUACUUUGUUUUUAUGUGUCUUUAUACCCUUUAUGUGUUCUACAUAUUAAUCAUCUUUCUGAUAUGUAUUGGUGAAUAUUUUAAAGCUAUUGCUUCUCUGAUUUUAAAGUUUUCAAGUUCCUACCUUUUCUCCUCAAACCUCGGAGACACUGAUCUUUUAUUUCUGACCAAUUAAGAUAGCAGAAGCAAAUAUGAGACCAGUCUAGUUUGGGGUACAUUUCUGCAAGUUACAAAAGCCCAACUUGAGGACUCCCAGGAAUAUAAUCAUGGGGGGAGCCCUUGGAAUUAAAGUCAGAGUUGUAGAAAACAGCACAGUUUUGAGGCUUUCUGGGAGUGGAACCAGAAACACAACCCUGUCAAGUUUCUCAUUCCCUCUUCAUUUCUCCACUUUGGCUCUGCUGAGCUCAUACAACUGCCAACAUGGCAUAUGGCAUGAAAUUUUCAUUCAGCGAAUAUUUAUCUGAUUUUGCCAGGCACUGAGGAUACAAUGGGGAAUCAAGACAGAAAAAGUCUCUGACCUUAGGCACAUACAGUAUAUUGUGAAACAACCCAAAAUAUAUAUCCUUGAAACUGCAAGAUCCAUGGCUCUGUGACCCAGGAGAAAUCUUCUCCAUCCCAACUUCAGUAUACAAAACUCCUUGACUUACAUGCUCUACUUUGAACUAUUGUGGCUAUGGUUAUAGGAUUUAUCAUUGCAUGGUUAUAGCAUGGUUAUAGGACUAUGACUGCCUAGACCUGGGUCAUAUGACCAUAACAUUGCCAAGGGGUAAGGUGCUGUGAUUGAUGGUUCCUUUUCAAUCAUGUGGUCGAAGCCAUGGAGGAGGCAGUUCUCUAGAGAAAGAAGUCAGAUUGCAUAUUCUUAACAGGAAAAUUGGGGAAUAAGCUACUGGAUAGACAAAAGACAACAAAUGUUGAUAUUACAGGGAUUUUCAUACCUGGGUACUAGUACCAUGUUUUUAUGUAAAUAAUGUACACCUUCUACAUUUGUUUGCCAACUGCGCCCUCCACCCUGCAAAGCAUUUUUGAAAGCAUGCUAUGGUAAUUUUUCUUUUUUUACAACAUGUAACAAAAUUGGCAAAGCAGCUCUUAUGAAAAUACCUUGCAGGGGGAGGCUGCAAUUGGCAAAAAAAAAAUGAAGAAUACAUGCAUUAUUUGAGUAAAAAUAGUUGUUUUUUCCUAUUAAUUUUGCAAAGAAAAUCGUUUUUAGUGUGUGUCAGAAACUAGUCUCUUUUUGUAUUUGGCCUGGAAUAUGAUAAACUUUUCUCUCUCUCUCUCUCUAUACAUGUCUUAUUCAGUUCAGAAAAGUUUCCUUCUAUUACACUAGAAAGUAUUGGUAUAAUUUCAUUAAGAAUGGCAAAUUUCAUAACACACUAACAUUCCUUGACCUUUGUAUUUAUUUUUAUUUUAUGGUCUUUUUCUUUUCAUUUCAAAACAACUUUCAACUUUGUUUUAUUCUACUAACAUUUACAGGAGCGUCUCCUUUGUGCCAGGUCUCUCUGUCAGUUUGUCGUACUGUAGUGGCUCUCGUGUUGCUGUGAUACUGGAAGCUUUGCCACUGGCAUUUCGAAUACCAGCAUGGUCACUGUUGGUGGACAGGCUUCAACAGAGCUUCCAGACUAACAUAGACUAGAAAGAAGGACCUGGUGGUCUACUUCUAAAAAAAAGUAGCCAGUGAAAACCUUGUGAAUAGCCACAGAACAUUGUCUGAUAUAGUGCUGGAAGGUGAGCCCUUCGGGUUCAAAGGCACUCAAAAUACAACUAGGGAAGAGUUGCCUCCUCAAAGUAGAGUAAACCUGGGUGAUAUGGAUGGACUCAAGCUUUCCAGACCUUCGUUUGCUGAUGUGGCAGGACUCAAAAUAAGAAGAAACAGCUGCAAACAUCCAUUAAUAAUCAAAAUGUGCAAUGUCCGAGGUAUGAAUCUAGGAAAAUUGGAAGUCAUCAAAAAUGAAAAGGAAUGCAUAAACAUCGAUACCCUAGGCAUUAGUUGGCUGAAAUGGACUGGUAUUGGCCAUCAUAUGGUUUACUAUGCCAGUAAGGACAAAAUGAAGAGGAAUGGCAUCACAGUCAUCAUCAAAAGGAGCAUUUCAAGAUCUAUCCUGAAGUACAAUGCUGUCAGUGAUAGGAUAGUAUCCAUACAUCUACAAGAAAGACCAGUUAAUUCGACCAUUAUUCAAAUUUAUGCACCAACCACUAAUGCCAAAGAUGAAGACUCUGAAGAUAUUUACCAACUUCUACAGUUUGAAAUUGAUAAAAUGUGCAAUCAAGACACACUGAUAACUACUGGUGAUUGGAAUGCAAAAGUUGGAAAUGAAGAAGAAGGAUGGGUAGUUAGAAAAUAUGGGUUUGGUGACAGAAACAACAUCAGAGAUCACAUGAUAGAAUUUUGCAAGACCAAUCACUUCUUCAUUGCAAAUACCUUUUUUCAACAACAUAAAUGGUGACUAUACAUGUGGACUUCACCAGAUGGAAAACACAGGAAUCAAAUUGGCUACAUCUGUGGAAAGAGACGAUGGAAAAGUUCAAUAUCAUCAUUCAGAACAAGGCUAGGGGCUGACUGUGGAAUAGACCAUCAACUGCUCAUAUGCAAGUUCAAAUUGAAGCUGAAGAAAAUUAAAACAAGUUCACGAAAGCCAAAAUAUGACCUUGAGUAUAUCCAACCUGAAUUUGGAGACCAACUGAAGGAUAGAUUUGAAGCAUUGAACACUAAUGACUGAAGACCAGAGGAAUUGCGGGAAGACAUCAAAGACAUUAUACAUAAAGAAAGCAAAAGAUCAUUAGAGAGACAGAAAAGAAAGAAAAGACCAAAACUGAUAACAGAAGAGACUCUGAAACUUGCUCUUGAACAUAGAUUAGCUAAAACAAAUGAAAGAAAUAAUGAAGUAAAAGAGCAGAACAGAAGACUUCAAAGGGCAGCUCUAGAAGACAAAGCAAAAUAUUAUAAUGAAAUGUGCAAAGACCUGGAGGUAGAAAACCAAAAGGGAAGAGCAUGCUCAGCAUUUCUCAAGCUGAAAGAACUGAUGAAAAAAUUGAAGCCUCAAGUUGCAAUUUUGAAGGAUUCUAUGUGCAAAAUAUUGAAAGACACAGGAAGCAUCAAAAGCAGAUGGAAGGAAUACAGUCACUGUACCAAAAAGAACUGGUCGAUGUUCAACCAUUUCAUGAAGUAGCAUAUGACCAAAAACCAAUGGUACUGAAGGAAGGAGUCCAAGCUACACUGAAGGCAUUGGCAAAAAACAAGGCUCCAAGAAUUGAUGGAAUACCAAUUCAGAUGUUUCAACAAAGGGUUGCAGCGUGGGAGGUGCUCACUCGUCUAUGCCAAGAGAUUCGGAACACAGCUACCUGGCCAACCAACUGGAGGAAAUCCAUAUUUGUGACCAUUCCAAAGAAAAAUGAUCCAACAGAAUGCAGAAAUUAUCAAACCAUAUCAUUAACAUAAUAUGCAAGUAAAAUUUUGGUGAAGAUCAUUCAAAAAACGGUUGCAGCAGUACAUCAACAGGGAAGUGCCAGAAAUUUAAGCCAUAUUCAGAAGAGGACGUGGAGCCAGGGAUAUCAUUGUUGAUGUCAGAUGGAUCUCGGCUGGAAGCAGAGAAUACCAGAAAGAUGUUUAUCUGUGUUUUAUUGACUGUGCAAAGGCAUUCGACUGUGUGGAUCGUAACAAAUUAUGGAUAACAUUACAAAGAAUGGGAAUUCCAGAACACUUGAUUGUGCCCAUGUGGCACCUGUACACAGACCGAGACAGUUUUUUGAACAGAACAAAGGUAUACUGUGUGGUUUAAAGUCAAGAAGGUUAUGUGUCAGGGUUGCAUCCUUUCACCAUACUUAUUCAAUUAGUAUGCUGAGCAAAUAAACUGAGAAGCUGGACAGUAUGAAGAAGAAUGUGGCAGGACUGGUGAAAGACUUAUUAACGACUUGUGACAUGCAGAUGAUAUAACCUUCCUUGCUGAAAGCGAAGAGGGCUUGAAGCACUUACUGUUGAAGAUCAAAGACUACAGCCUUCAGUAUGGAUUACAGCUCAACAUAAAAAUUCUCACAACUGCACCAAUAAGCAACAUCAUGAUAAAUGGAUAAAAGACUGAUGUUGUCAAGGAUUUUGUUUUACUUAGGUCCACAAUCAGCACCCCCCAAAAUAUGUGUGAACUUGACUAGGUCAUGGUUCCCUUGUAUGAUUGUCUACCAUUUUAUCUUCUGAUGAGAUUUCCUUAUGCGUGGUAAAUCCUAUCACUAUAAUGUAACAAGAUGCAUCAGUGGCAGUUAUACUGAUGAGGUCUACAAGAUUAGAUAGUGCCUUAGGCCAAUCUCUUUUGAGGCAUAAAAGAGAGAAGCAAGUGAGACACGGGACCUCAUACCACCAAGAACGUAGCAUUGGAAGCAGGGCACAUCAUUUGGAACUAAAGUGUCUGUGCUGAGAUGCUCCCAGACCAAGCGAAGACUGAUGACAAGGACCUUCCUCCAGAGUCGACAGAGAGAGAAAGCCUUCCCCUUCCCCUGGAGUCAGUGCCCUGAAUUCAGACUUCUAGCCUACUGGACUGUGAAAGAAUAAACUUCUCUUUGUUAAAGUCAUCCACUUGUGAUAUUUCUGUUACAGAAGCACUAGAUGACUGAGACACCCACACAAAAUUAAAAUCAUACUUUAUAAAAGAGCAGUGGACACAGAGAAGUCUGGAUGAAUUGAAUUACAGAGAGGGACAAACUCUUUGUAAGUGAGCAGAGGACUGGUGAAGACAUCUAGCCUAGCAACACGUGGACCACAGAUGAAGAGGCUUUGCAGAGACAAAGAUAAAUCAGCUGAGCUUUAGGUACUGAUAUGAGCUAGUAGGUUUUAUAUAUAUAAAGAAUUAGAAAAAAAAUAAAAACUAUUAUUUUAGAUACUAUCAUUGUUUCAACCCCCCAGUGGUUCCAUGGGGGAAAAGACCUGGCAACCCACUCCUGUAAAGAUUUCAGCCUAGGAAACCCUAUGGGGCAGUUCUACUCUGUCUGAAAAGUUCACUGUGAGUUGGAAUAGACUCGACAGCAUACAACAACAACAAUAUAAAGAAAUCUAAAUGAUUGACAGAUCAGUUUUUAGAAUUAAUAAAAACUGAUCAAGGUUAAAAUAAAAAAUACCAAACCUGCUGCUGUUGAGUUGAUUCUGAUUCAUAGCGACCCUAUCCGACACAGUAGAACUACCCCACAGGGUUUCCAAGGAGUGGCUGGUAUAUUCAAACUGCCGACCUUCUGGUAAGCAGCCUGGACUUUUAAAUCACUGCACCACCAGGGCUCCUGAUGAAGGAUGUUGUAUAUGAAAUCAAUGUGUAAAAUUCAAUUGCAUUUCUACACACUGGCAACCAUUAGACAAUGAAAAAUUUAAAGGGACUACCUACAAGAGCACACUAAAAGUAUCUACAACAAAUGUAACAAAAUAUGCCCUAGAUAUGCAAACAAAUUAGAUCAUUAAGAUGACAUGGACACAUUCCUAGGAAAACAAAGUAUCUAAAUUGACUCAAGAAUAGCAAAUCUCAACAGACCCACAAAUAAAGACAUUGAAUCAGUAAUCAAAAUCCUCCCAACAACAACAACAAAAAAGUCCUGGACCAAAUGGCUUCACUGGGGAAUUCUACCAAACAUAGAAUUGACACCAAUUCUUCUUAAACUAUUCUGAAAAAUAGAAGAGGAGGAAAUACUUCUUAACUCAUUCUAUGAGGCAAACAUUACCAAUUUUCCUCGAUUCAUACUUCAUGCAUUUCAUGUCCUGGUUAUUAUGGAUUGGAUGGAAGUUUGGAGCUGUUUCUACUUAUUUUGAGUCAUCCACAUCAGCAAAUGAAGGUCUUGAAAGCUUUACCCCAUCCACAUUACUCAAGAUGACUCUAUUUUGAGGAGGCAGCUCUUCUCCAGUAGCAUUGUGAGUGCCUUCCAACCUGAGGGGUUGCUAUCCAUAAUGUCUUCACUGGCCAGUUUUUUUCAGAAGUAGAUUACCAGGUCUUUCUUUCCAGUCUGUCUUAGUCUGGAAGCUCCGCUAAAAUCUGUCCACCAAAGGCGGCCCUGCUGGAUUUGAAACACCAGUGGCAAAGCUUCCAGCAUCACAGCAACACACAAGGCACCCCAGUAGGACAAACUGACAGACAAGCGGUAGAACAAUGUUCUAAAAACAAAAUGUUCUAGGGGUAGGUUAAUUUUACAAAUUUCAAUAGCAGCUUGACCACAAAAUAGCUUCAUGUAAACAAGAGACAAAUGUUACAUUUAGAAAAUUGGAUAUUUAUGCAAUUGUUUGAUUUGUUUAAAUAUCUGGGUAGCCUAAACAUAUGGAGUUAUUUAAUUGGUUAAUAUAAGUCACUGGAUGGCAGUACCAACUAGCUUCGAUGACAUUACAAUUCAGAUGAGGUGCUUUUUAAAUACCAAAGCAAAAAAUAAAAGUAGGAAACUAAGUUCAUUCAAUGGUGACUCUUGGUAUGAGGACACAGUAUAUUGCAGGUAAUACUGAAGCAGUGAUAAAAUUCUCAGAGUUAUGGAAGUGCUAAAAAGUUAAUUUACUACAAAGUAAGCCUCAGCAGACAGAAUAAUCCCUUGGGUUUUAGAAACAUUUUUCUCAUUUAUUUCACAGCCUUGUGAUUUAGGUAAGGUUAGUAUGAGUAUCUUCAUUUCAUCAAAAGGUUACAAAGGCUCUAAAGGUAUCUGUAACCAGAAACCAAACCAAAGCUGUUGCCGUCGGGUCGAUUCCAACUCAUAGUGACCCUAGGGGACAGACUAGAACCACCCCAUAGAGCUUCCAAGGAGCGGCUGGUGGUUUCGAACUGCUGACCUUUUGGUUGGCAGCCAAGCGCUUAACCUCUGUGCCACCAUAAGUACAUACAUGUAUAUGUGUGCUGUAUAUAUAUUCAUAAAUAUCAUAAAACACAUGGGGGGCACAGUUAUGGAUAAUUCCCUAGACAUAACCAAAUACCUUGUAGGAGGGUUUGAAGACUUAGGACCAUAGUCUUGUGGGACAACUUGGUCAAUUGACAUCACAUAGUUCAUAAAGUUUAUGUGCUACGUUCUAGUUUGGUGAGUAGCAUCUGGGGUCUUAAAAGUUUGCAAGUGGCCAUCUAAGAUACAACUAUUGGUCUCUACUCACCUGGCACAAAAGAGAAAGAAGGAAACCAAAGACUCAAAGAAGAAACUAGUCUACAGGACUAACAGUCUACAUGAACCUCGGCCUAUCCUGAAAGCAGAACUAGAUGGCGCCUGGGUACCUCUACCCACCAUUCUGACCAGGAACUGAACAGAUAUUCCUGGACAGAAUGUGAGAAAAAUGUGGAACAAAACUCAAAAUCCCAGAAAAGGCAGACUUACUUGAUUUGUAGAGACUAGAGAAAUCCCCAGGAUUAUCGCCCUGAGACACCCUUUAAACUUUAUAUUGAAAUGACUCCUGGAGGUUACCCUGCAGCUAAAUAACAGAUUGGCUCAUAAAAUAGUGUCACCUGUGAUUACUGUGCCCCUUUAAAAAAUCAUCUACGUGAGAACUUAAGCUAAUGUAAAACUGCCUUUUUUUUUUAAAAAAAAAAAAAAAAAAAAACGGUAAAUCCACUUUUGAUAAAACAACAUUUUAAUCCGCCAAUGUUAGGUUAGAGAAUUUCUAACACCUAAGGGGGCAAACAAAACCAAAAAAUAGACAAAAACUACUGGACCUGAUUUCUAUAGAAAGGAAGUAUUGUAUAGUGUUGAGUGUGGGCUCUGAACCAUACUGGGUUUAUCUACCAUUUCCUGUGUAAUCUGUCACUAACAUAAGCUUCAGUUUCAUCUUCUGAAAAAUCAGAGAUUGGAAUACUGCCUCUCUCAUAUGGUUUCUGUGAAGUUCAAUUAAGAUAAUGCAGAGUCCUUACCAUGAUGUUAUUUAGUACAUGUUAUUACAAAUAGCACUGAGCACUGAGUAGGUCCUUAUAUUUUAAUGGUAACAAAUAAAAGAGACUUCUGAACUAUACCUUGUGUCAGAAAAAAAAAAAUCUUUAAGUAAUUUGUAAUAUUAAUAUGGAAUCCUUGGAUGGUGCUAACAGUCAAUGUGCUUGGCUGCUAACCAAAAGGUUGGAGGUUUAAGUCCACCCAGAGUCUCCUGGGAAGAAAGGCUGGGAGGUUUACUUCUGAAAAACUCAGCCACUGGAAGUCCUGUGGAGCACAGUUCUACCGUGAUACAUAUGGGGUCUCUGUGAGUUGGAGUGAGCUUGAGAUCAACCGGAUUUUUUAAAAGUAUUAAUAAAAACACUCAUAUGAUUUAUUUUAAUAUCACUUUUCCAGGUAAAUUUAUUUUAGCUGUAGUAUCUCCUAAGGAUACAAGAAUCAGAUGCAAGAAGUCUGUUUUUCAGUGAAUUCUUUUGUGACCUUCUUUACAGUCAGAUAAUUAACUAGAGGGUAUGAAGUAAAUUAAGAAGGAAAUACACUAUAAAUAUAUUUGAUAUAAAAUCUUUUUUAGAUGUUAGUGUUAAGAAAUUAUGAUUAGAGCAUCUUUAAGUAGUUAAAGUGAAAACUCUGCCCUCUAUUAAAAAAAUAUAGUUCUCCCAUUAUCUGGGGGGUGAAGGGGCAGAAGGAAGCAGACACAAUUCCAAAUUAUACCCUUUUUCGAAGUUCUAGCAUUUUACAUGCAGUGUGGACUACACCUUAACAUAAAGAAAAUAAAAAUCCUCACAACUGGACCAAUAAGCAACAUCAUGAUAAACAGAGAAAAUACGCUGAAACUGCCAAGGAUUUAAUUUUACUUGGAUCCACAAUCAAUGCCAAUGAAAGCAGCAGUCACGAAAUCAAAUGACACGUUGCAUGGGGUAAUUCUGCUACAAAAGACCUCUUUAAAGUGUUGAAAAGCAGAGCUAUCACUUUGAGGACUAAGGUGUGCCUAACCCAAGCCAUGAUAUUUUCAGUCGCCUCGUGUGCAAGUCCAAAGAAAAAUGGACACAUUUGAAUUAUGGUGUUGGCGAAGAAUAUUGAAUAUACCAUGGCCUGCCAGAAGAGCGAACAAGUCUGUCUCGGAAGAAGUACAGCCAGAAUGCUCCUCAGAAGCGAGGAUAGCGAGACUUCGUCUCACAUACUUUGGACAUGUUAUCAGGAGGGGCCAGUCCCUGGAGGAGGACAUCAAGCUUGGUAAAGUAGAGGAUCAGCAAAAAAGAGGAAGACCUUUGAUAACAUGGAUUGACACAGUGGCUGCAACAACGGGCUCAAACACAGCAACGAUUAUGAGGAUGGCACAGGACCAGGCAGUGUUUCAUUUUGUUGGAUAUACGCCUCUUAUGAGUUUUAACUGACAUGACAGCACCUAACAAUAGCAGCAGCAGCAUUUUAAAUAAAAAAUCUCACUUAACUCCACACUCCACUCCAGCUACCGUGCCCCAUUUCUCUACUCUGAUAGCAAAACUUUCCAAAUAAAUUGUCUACAUUUGCUGUUCUCUACUCCUCACUUAUCUGACGCCUCAGUUUCCAUCUUUCCAUUUGUUAAACAAGUAUUACCGACAACCUUCACAUUGUCAAACCCAACUGACCCAUCUGUCCUUGUCUUCUUGACACUCCAGUAGUAUUUGCUACUGUCGACCCCUUUCUUCUCCUAGCCUUUGUGACCCCACAUUCUCUGGUUCCCUGCAUUCCUCCUGUGUCUGCUUCUCUUGGCUGUUCCUAUUCCCAGUCUCUAAAUGUCAACGCCAGGUUGGGCCUUCUCUGCCUACGUGCUUCCCUGGGGUGAUCUCAGGUAGGGUAAUGACUUUAAAUACUAUUUACCUACUAAUGACUCCCAAACUUGUACCUGGGCUCCUUCUUGAGCUGCAGACACCACCUACUUAACAUUCUCAUUCACAUUUCUCAUAAACACUUUCCAAAACAGAACUUUCCCAAACCUGUUCCUCCCACUACAUUUACUAUGUCACGUCAGAAGUCUAGAAGUUAUUGUCAAGCAGUUCCUGAGCAGGAGUGCGGUUGCUGCUGCAAAGGCUGGCUUUGCCACACUUCCAUAGGUUUGGCCAGUAAGGAGACAACAAAUCCAAGUAGAUUAGAGUUUAUUAUUUACACAGAGCAAAAGCAAGAUCAGCAUGGAAUCAGCUCCCCACCUCCCUGGUCCCUAGGGGUGUCCCUAGGAUGACACUGAAUGAGAGGGCCCAAAUGAGAGAUGACACAUGCAGUGGAUAGCUGUUGUUGAGGAGCCAACUCUAAACUACAACCAAACAGUUUUAUAGCCUGUGUCUGUAGCUGAAUGGGGUGAAGUGGAAAAUACCGUGCCUCACCAGAAACAGAGUCAGAUGAGAGAUUGCCUUAUGGCAGCCUCCCUCAAGAUAGGGAGGUGGCUUCCUAAUCCUUUCUCAGGAACCCGUGACAGAUCCUCUAAAGGACAGUCUUUCUUGCUAUGUUCCAGGAUUGUAUGUUCCAGGGUGUUCUGCCAAGAUUUGGGUCAGACUGUGGUUAAGUCCCUGCAUGGCACAAAUGGUUAAGUGCUCAGCUGGUAACCAGAAAGUUGGCAGUUUGAGUCCACCCAGAGGAGCCUUGAAAGAAAGGCCUCAUGAUCUGCUUCAAAAAGUCCACCAUCGAAAAUCCCAUGAAGCACAGUUCUACUGUGACACACAUGGGGUUGCUAUGAGUUGGAAUCGACAGGACAGAAACUGAUUUGGGUUGGAUUUGGUGGUUGAGCCUUGCCUUUGUGGCCUAUGUGCAAUGAAUGAGGUUGCCAGGGCACCAGCCUGAGCUGUUACCCUACUAUUACCUCUGAUUCCACACUUUUUUCUACCUCCAAAAUAUAUCUACUCUACAUUCCUAAACCAAAUGAAACCCGUUGCCAUCAAGUCGAUUCCAACUCAUGGUGACCCUAUGUGUUAGAGCAGAACUGCCCCAUAGGGUUUUCUUGGUCAUAAUCUUUCCAGAAGCUGAUCACCAGAUCUUUCUUCCAAUGGCGUCUGGUGGCGCAAACCUAAAAGUCGAACCACCAACUUCCUAUAGUUGUGUGUUAUAAACCCAAGGCAUGGAUUACUACAUACCCACUCUUGUCCUCUUGCAACCUAUUCUCUGUAGAGCAGGUAGUCUUUUGAAAAGGCAAAUCAGAUCAUGGUACAACCUGGCUUACAAAAAACGUCAGCGGCUUCCCAUCACAGAUCAGAUAAAAUUCACUCUUAACCAUGGCCUACAAGGCUUCGCAUAAUGUAGCCUCUAAUAAUCCUCCAGUGCCAUCUUACACCACACUUCCCCCUCACUCAUGAUGUCUCAGUCAUAGUGGUCUACUCUCAGAGCAUACCAACUCUUUCCCACCUCAGGAGAUUGGUACUUGCCAUUCCCUUUGCUUAUACCACGGAUCACUAGGCCUUCUUACCUAGCUGGUUCCUGCUCAGCAAAUAGUUUUCAGCUCCAAUGUCAUCUCCUCAGAGGGGACCCCUGACCUAUCCAAAGCAGUCAUUUGAUACCCCAGCGGUCCUCUGUCCUAUCACCUUAUAUUAUUUCCAAAUUGUGAUCUGUGAUUUUUAUUAUUUAUAUGUUCACUUGUCAUGGUCUCUCUCACCAGAAUGUAAGCUGCAAAAGAGCAGGUCCUUACUGCUACAUUCUUAAUGUCCUGACAGACACAGUAGACUUUCCAAUAUUUGUUGAAUAAAUAAAUACAUUAUCUCUGGAGCUUUAAAUAAUAACAGAGGGCAAAAAAUUAAUACUCUAUUUUUCCUUAGUAGUUAAAACACGGAGCCCUGGUGGCGUGGUGGUUAAGAGUUCGGCUGCUAACCAAAAGACUGGCAUUUUGAAUCUACCAGCUGUUCCUUGGAAACCCUAUGGGGCAGGUUUUGCUCUGUCCUAUAGGGUCACUGUGAGUCGGAAUUGACUUGAUGGCAACGGGUUUGGUUUAACAGUUUUAGUUAAAACACACAGAACAUUUUCAAAGUGAAUUCCAUCUUCUUUCCUAAUUCACUCCUUUUAAUCUUCAUUUUAGAUUUAAUAAAAUAUCUAUUUUAUAAGGCAGGAGUAAGAAUACUUACAUGUUUAUAGAGUAAAAUCAGUAAUAAUUAAAUAAUUUAUUAUUCUUAAAUGUAAAAAUGUAUUUAUUCACAAUCCUUGAGAAGUUACCAUUCCUUCAAAAAAUUCUUUAUGAACAAAAUGCCAGGAAAAAUUACAAUAGGAGCAUAUGCCAAAGCAAAAAUAUACAUCUGAUGUAUACAAACUUUAAAAGCGUAACACAGGCAAUGUGAAUGUAGAUUACCUUUAAAAUAUUUCCAGUGACACGGCUACAACUUAAAUUAGGUUAAGACAGACAUAAAUAAUAGCAUUACCUAAUGUAUUAUAUUUACAUAUUUAGUCAAAGUGUCAUAUUUAUUUCUAUGACAUAAAAACGUAGAUGAAACUACAGAUGUCACUGCCUAGCAGUUCAAAUAUUGAAAGGGCCACAUGAUUUUUUUUUAAGUACAGCAAGAACUUUUAAGUUACUACUUAUAUCUGGGCCUUUCUAUAUUGUUGAGGACAUGCACUGCCAUUGUCGCCAGAAAAGAAGAAAAAAACACUAAGGAAAAACUGGAAAAAAAAAAAAAGGAAAGAAAAAACAAAAACAGUUUCCUUGCUAAAAUCAUACUCAAUCCUCGGCAAAAUCAAGACAAGCAAUUGCGUUAGGGAGUGUUUUAUAUCCUUGGCCUUUUAACUCGAUGCAUAAACUUUAGGGAAAAGAAGCACUUAUUGUUUAUCACAAAAUGCAGCCAUACGUAUCAAUUUACUUAGUUCCAUUCCAUUAAAGCGCCUUGUGUUACAAGGCAAAGGAAAGCAUAAUAAAAUCAGUGGAUCCUUUCAUAUCAGAAAGGAUUUUAUUUACUUUGAAAUACCUGCAUUACCACUCUUUAGAUUUUCCUUUCAUAACAAAUCAUCACAGAGAGUAUGAUCUGUGUAAAAUCUUUCUUAAGAUCAUUCAUUGGAAAUAUAGAAUUAAAAAAAGAAGCAAAGACUUAAUAUAUCCAUUAACUUAGAGUCAAUAUUCAUUUAUAGUGGCAUGUAAAAUGAAGUAAAAAACCCUAAAUAUAUGAAUUUUCUUAAAUAUUACUUUUUUAUUACCUACUUUUAAUGCCCAAACCCUGAAAGCUUAUUUUUAUCAUAUUACCCUUUGUUCAGAUUGAAUCAACAUUAUCAUACUAAGAUAUGCAAUAAGUGUAGAAGGAACCUGAUAUUUCAGUCGUCCUUUAGGGUCAUCUACUCAAAUUAAUUAUGCUUACUAUUAGAUAAUUAAAAUUCAAAUAAACAUUGAAAUUGAUAAUGCUGGAAAAGGGAACUAUCCUAAAUCUGAAUCUGGCAAUCCCUCCUUGCGCUCCCUUCAUAUCUGCUGAGAAAAAAAAAAACCCUUAAUAUUUUAAAAUUUAGAUACUGAGAUAGGUUUAAAACAUUCAAAGUAAAA
Loxodonta africana (African savanna elephant) is the source of this 24239-nucleotide messenger RNA. RefSeq names its product TRAF interacting protein with forkhead associated domain (gene TIFA). The record is from RefSeq and is a predicted model, not a curated record. Gene Ontology annotation, biological process: canonical NF-kappaB signal transduction; cytoplasmic pattern recognition receptor signaling pathway; innate immune response. Gene Ontology annotation, cellular component: cytoplasm. Gene Ontology annotation, molecular function: protein binding. The transcript is spliced from 2 exons. Bases 340 to 924 code for a protein of 194 amino acids. NCBI's taxonomy places the organism in Eukaryota, Metazoa, Chordata, Mammalia, Proboscidea, Elephantidae.